GUCGCGAAGAGCGCCUUUUCUCCCCUGACUAGUGUCCUCUCUUCUUUAUUCCAUUAUCGUGAUCUUUUUGGGUGUCUCGGUCAUCUCAUCGUUCGAGUUGGUCGUGGCGCGUUGAACUCCAGCCUCCCGCAUCCAUCUGUCUCGGUGGACGGCUCCGAACUCAUCUUAAUUCCCCUCCAGCGACGCGCCUGCUACGUGGCCGCCGUAGGCGCAUAAUCUCCUCCUCGUUCGCAUCCCACCCGUCCCCCUCCCACCUCACCAAGCCGAGCAAACAGUUUUCAUUCUGUUCACCAUGUCGCGAUCUCUACCAAAGAAGAACAACCCGCUGAUCCUCACCGAUGUGGCUCCGCCCUAUGAGGAUCUGCUUGCGCGCCGCCGUCUCGGCAAGACCAACCUGUCCGUCAAGCCUACUCAAAUCGGCACUUCGAAUGCGACCAAGCCCGAAAACCUAGGGCUGUUCGAGUACGCCCACCUCCGGGCACCUCUGCCCAAGGACUUGCAGGGCUCGGAGAUCUUCCCAUCACACACUCCCGCACAGCACCCAGAGACUUACUUUUUGAUGCGGAGGAGUAAGGAUGGUUUCGUUAGCGCAACGGGAAUGUUCAAGAUUGCCUUCCCUUGGGCCAAGACUGAAGAGGAGAAGAUUGAGAGAGAGUACCUGAAGGCGCGCGAGCACACAAGCCAAGAAGAGGUUGCUGGCAAUGUCUGGAUUUCUCCUGAAUUUGCGCUGGAGCUUUCUAGGGAAUACAAGAUGUACGAUUGGGUCCGAGCCUUGCUGGAUCCGACCGAUAUUGUCCAGAGCCCGACGAGCGCGAAGAAGCAGAUCACUCCUCCACCCAAGUUUGAACUGCCCAUGGAUGAGCCAACUUCGACCCGCCGGAGCCGCCGGUCAGUCUCACCGAGCAAGAAGUCUACUUCUCCUCGCAAGUCCCGGACAGUCCGCUCUGCCAAGGACGUCUUGAGCACACCCUCCACAGCCGCUGCCAACAGCAACCUACAAGAGGCUCUUGAGAUCACCGCUUCCAUGGAGGCUGCGGCAAACAGCCCUAUUCGUCCUGUUGCGGUCGAAGAGGUUGAAGUGACGGAAGUCAUUGUGCAGGGAUCACCGGAGAAGAAGAAGGGACGCAAGCCUAAGAAGGCCGCUGCGGAGACGGAGGAGGCCAAGGAAGAGGAAGGAGAGGAGCAGAAGGACAAGAAGGCUGAAAAGAAGGAGAAGAAGAAGACCGAGAAGACCGAGAAGAAAAACAAGGACAUCAAGGAAGAUACGGAGAUUCAAGUCUCGCCUGCCGCUCCGAUUACGGACGACACCCCAAAGACCACUCUUACUCUCGACAUGCCCAUUCUUCUUCCAGAGGUGCCAUCUGCUGCCGAGACCCAGGAAAUGAUUGCCAAGGCCAAGGAAAUGGUGGAGGAUGCCAUUAUGAGCCAGGCUGACAGCUCGGCCGCAGGAUCCUCAUCUGUCAAGGUGACCAAGAAACGCAAGCCCGUCGAAGAAGAUGAGGACGAGGAGACCGCGGCCGAAGCUGCUCAACGGGCCAAAAAGGCCAAGGUGCUAGAGGAGAAGUUGAAGCGCGAGCGUGUGCGCAACCGCGCUCUCUUCGGUGUCUCGGCAGCCUUUGCUCUUGCUGCAUCCAUUCCUUAUUUCUUCUAGAUCAAUAGAUCUAUCAUGUACCCUCCGGCCUGGAUCAGCCGGCUUGCUUUGAUUACAGUUUCUCGAGCUUUCACUCUUGAAUUUUCCUUUUUUGAGUUCGGACUUCCCCUGCGUUGUCUUCCUCUGAAUGAGAUGCAACUUGCAUUCAUUCGCACCCUUCUCUCCCCGCUUGUUCUGCUCGCUAUGCGCUGAUCAGCGACCCUUUCUCAUCUCCCCCAUUCCCCUAUUUCAGAUUUCCUUUUUCAUUCCCCGUGUCGUUAUGAAAAUAUACUCCUUUCUAGUCAUGAUGGAUUGUGCUAGUCCAGAGCCCAUUACAUUUCCUAAUAUGCUCCCCUCCACUUACCCGGCGAAACCCCGAUCCUGCCCUUGACAGCGCCUGAAAUACACAAGAGAAUUACUCGAUUCAGUCUCUGUGGCUGUCGAUCCCCUACCCUACACUAUACGACGAGUGGCUCCCUCGAUAC
Penicillium brasilianum is the source of this 2115-nucleotide messenger RNA. The record is from the annotation of a GenBank genome assembly. Lineage: Eukaryota; Fungi; Ascomycota; Eurotiomycetes; Eurotiales; Aspergillaceae.